AUGUCCACAAACAAGCUCGUCUACAUCCAUACCAUCUGCUUCAAUAUUACUGCCAUAAGAAGCGUCCGGAAGCUGCGUCUGCAGUAUAUCCGCGCCAUUUUACGCCAGGAGAUGGCCUACUUUGACACCUAUACGCCAGGCUCUGUUGCAACUCGUAUCUCGAAUAAUGCAAACCUCAUCCAGACAGGCAUGUCUGAGAAAGUAGGUACCUGCUGCCAGGGUGUUGCCAUGCUGAUAUCCGCCUUUGUUGUUGCCUUUACUCAGAGCUGGAGGCUGACACUUCCCGUGGCCACCUCAAUACCCACUGCUGUCACGCUUGUCGGCAUUACUGUUGCCCUGGACGCUAAACUUGAAGCAAAAAUACUGGACAUAUAUUCCAAGGCUGGAGGUCUCGUCGAAGAAACAUUAGGCAGUAUCCGUGUUGUUGUUGCCUUUGGUGCCGGAGACCGUCUAAGCAAGAAGUAUGAUAACCAUCUUGAGGCUGCCAAGGGGUUUGGUGUCAAGAAAGGUCCCGUUCUCGGCAUACAGUACAGCUCGGAAUUCUUCAUCAUGUACUGUGCCUAUGCCUUGGCCUUUUGGUACGGUAUUAAGCUUUUGCUUCAGGGAAAGAUCGGAAGUGGAGGAGACAUUCUCACGGUCUUGUUCUCUAUUGUAAUCGGCACUUCAUCUCUCACCAUGAUUGCACCUACUCUAGGAGAGUUCACUAAGGCCGGUGCUGCUGCCAACGAUGUUCUCAACAUGAUUAACAGGGUGCCAGAAAUUGAUUCGCUCAGCGCCGAGGGCCUGAAGCCCAGCAGUGUCAAAGGUGACUUGGAACUUUCUAACGCAGUUUUCUCGUACCCCGCCCGACCUACCAUAAGGGUCCUAGAUGGAGUCAAUUUGAAGAUACCCGCUCGUAAGGUCACUGCUCUUGUCGGGGCUAGCGGCAGUGGUAAGAGCACAAUCAUUGGACUCCUCGAGAGGUGGUAUGAUCCCGCCAGUGGUUCUAUCACUUUGGAUGGCGUAGACAUUAAGGAUCUGAACGUUGGGUGGCUUAGACGCCAGAUUGGCCUGGUUCAACAGGAACCAGUAUUAUUCAACGACACUAUCUACACUAAUGUGCUCUAUGGACUGCCGCCCGAUGAAAUAGCUCAGAUGGACGAGGAGAAAAAGAGAGAGCUCGUUAGACAAGCCUGCAUUGAGUCUAAUGCAGACGACUUCAUCCAAGGAUUCCCCAAGGGGUACGAUACUAUUGUCGGCGAGAGAGGAAGCCUUCUCAGUGGCGGUCAACGACAGAGAGUCGCCAUUGCACGUAGCAUCAUCUCUAACCCACCUAUCUUAUUGCUGGACGAGGCAACUUCCGCUCUGGAUCCUACCGCUGAAGCUAUUGUUCAAGCUGCUCUAGAUAAAGUUUCUCAGUCCCGAACAACAGUGCUCAUUGCCCACAAGCUUUCGACUGUCAAGAAGGCGGAUAACAUCAUUGUCAUGAACAAAGGUCAAGUUAUCGAACAGGGAACUCACGAGUCGCUCCUAGAUACAAAGGGGCAAUACUGGAGUUUGGUUAAUGCUCAAAGCCUCUCUCUUGCAAGUGACGAUUCUUCUUCCGAUACCGAUAAGGAAACUGAUACACAACCAGCCGAGAUUUUGGAGAAGCAUGCAACUACCAAAUCAACUCACAGCAAAGUUCCCCACGAAGUUGCUGCCGAGUCGGAGGAUGUAGCUCGAAAAUUCUCCCUGUUCAAAUGCCUUCUGAUUAUAUUCUACGAACAACGACGUCAUUGGCUCUUCUUCCUUCUAGGAGGCAUUGCCUCCGUCGUCAGUGGCGGUGCAUUCCCAGCCCAAGCCAUUCUCUUUUCUAGAAUUGUGACUACAUUCCAGCUACCGAGAGAUCAGUGGCAGGAGAAAGGGGAUUUCUGGGCAUUGAUGUUCUUCGUCCUUGCACUCUGUAUUCUCCUGACGUAUGCGUCAAUCGGGUUUUUCUUGACAGUUGCCGCCUUCCGCUCCUCAAAGUUCUACCGCAGCGAGUACUUCAAAGCCAUGAUCUCGCAGGAUAUUGCAUACUUUGAUAAACCUGCUAAUUCCUCUGGCAGCCUUACUGCACGCCUAUCAACUGACCCUCAGAACUUGCAGGAUCUUCUCUCGUCCAACAUUGGCCUCAUCCUAAUCGUUAUUGUCAGCCUUCUCGCUGUUUCCCUCUUAGCCCUUGUUACCGGCUGGAAAUUAGCUCUUGUCUCUCUAUUCGGGUGUCUCCCUCCUCUCUUCCUGGCUGGCUUCAUCCGUAUGAGAAUGGAGAUGCAGGCCCAGGAUAAGAACGCCAAACUAUACUUGGAGAGCGCGCGAUUUGCCUCCGAGGCCGUCAACUCCAUUCGUACUGUUUCAUCUUUGACAUUGGAGUCUACCGUAUAUAACAACUACGGCGAUAGACUGAAAAGGCCAGUGGCUAGAUCUCUCAAAUACACUGCCAUUGCGAUGAUAUUCUUCGGCUUCUCGGAUAGUGUCGACACCGCCGGUAAGUCUCCUCUGUCUACCUACAGUACGCAUCUAAUUGUUGUUCUUUACUGA
Trichophyton rubrum CBS 118892 is the source of this 2541-nucleotide messenger RNA. RefSeq lists its product as uncharacterized. Gene Ontology annotation, molecular function: ATP binding; ATP hydrolysis activity; ABC-type transporter activity. Bases 1 to 2541 code for a protein of 846 amino acids. Gene Ontology annotation, cellular component: membrane. Gene Ontology annotation, biological process: transmembrane transport. The transcript is spliced from 3 exons. Lineage: Eukaryota; Fungi; Ascomycota; Eurotiomycetes; Onygenales; Arthrodermataceae. The record is from RefSeq and is a predicted model, not a curated record.